GUAGAGUUUCACUGGAGACAGACCCAGAGUUCAGAUGCUCAGAGAGACGGGGCAUAAGACAGGCGUAUGCCAACCACAUUCACUUCUAUUCCUUACCAACUUCUGCUUUCUUCGGCUCAGCGUCCUAUGCUGUGCAUCUGUUCAUCUCUCUCUGAUGGCAAAAAUCUCUCAUCAAAUGUGUGUUCCAUACCACAGGCAGCUUUGAGUGCUACGGAGAAGACAAACAUCAUCAAAAAAACAGGCUCCAGAUCUGAGAUGUGGAGAAUUGUGACCUUCAUUUUCUCUACGGCUGUGGCAGGAGUAGGGGCCGGUACAUGGCUCAUCUAUUUCUCCAGGAAGGACAUCUGCGUUUGGGCAGGGACUAUAGUAACACUGCCAUGCAGUUACGACUACCCCUCACCCUACAGCUCAGCACAGGUGAUGUGGUUCCACAUCUCCGCGGACAGCAUACGGGAAAUCGCUUUCCAUUCUGACGAAAAUAAGAUGAGUCCUUCGUACAGGGCCAGGGUCAAAUACAUGGGGGGCUACAAAAGAUGCAGUUUACAGAUCACAAACGUGAAGCUGAGCGAUGCAGGAACGUACCAUUUCAGAUUCGAGACCGAUCACCAGCAGGGCAGAUGGACGUCACCUGACUCAAUUAGUCUUUCCGUCACAGAGCUUCAGGUUCACGUACAUCCACCAAGAAUAGGCAACAUGUUUGCCGCCGGAGAGACCGUGUUCAUGAGCUGUGUGGCCCAAGGUUGUGCUGCCCCUGGCAGGAACUUUGCCCUUUAUCGGAAUGGGGUCAAUUUAGGGCAGUCGAGCAAGAUAUCAGCCAUCUACAAUUUUGACAGCCAGCAUGCAGGUACCUACACCUGCCGUCCAAUACCCCCUCAAAAUGUCCAGUCACCUGGUGUCGUCCUGGCUCUUGGCUAUGCUCCCCGCUAUACCACAGUGCAGAUCAGCCCCCGGGAGGCGGUGAGAGAAGGCGAUUCAGUGAUUCUGACCUGCAGCAGUGCUGGAGCUCCGCCAGCAGAAAGUUUUUCUUGGUAUAAGGAAGGAGAAAAUAGCAGGGUGCCGGACAGCUUUAAACCUGAGCUGAGGUUGUGGAGUUUGGACUACAGGGACCAUGGAGAAUACUUCUGUGUGGCCCGCAACCCGCUUGGGACAGGCCGGUCCAGACCCGUUUUACUGAACGUUACCUACUCCCCAAAGAACACAAGAAUCCUGACCAGUCCUAAAGGAGACUUCAUGGAAGGGUUUGCUGUCAAUUUGACAUGCAGCACCAACGCCAAUCCUCCCGCGGAGAGAUACGCCUGGUAUAGAGUGAACGGUGGUCAGCCCUGGACCAAAGGCACUGCUCAAAAUCUCACCUUCCUCAGCGUGCGUUCCCACCAUUCUGGACAGUAUUACUGCACUGCAUGGAACGUGUUUGGCAUGGGGACAUCGGCCACUAUUACCUUUUCAGUGCUGUACGCCCCCAAAAACACCUCUGUGCUGGCUCGUCCCUCCACCGUGAUCGACGCGGGCAGCUCGUUGACGCUGACCUGCAGCAGUCAGGCCAACCCGGCGGUGGAGAACUACACCUGGUACCGGAUCAAUGCAGCUGACGCCUGGGAAACUCGAUCGGGUCCCAGCUACACCAUUCCUGAGGUCAGCCUUAGAGCCAGCGGGCAGUACUACUGUGAGGCCCGCAACCGCAUCGGAGCGCAUAGCUCCCCUGUUCUCACUGUCAAAGUUCGAGGUCGACUGAAGGUGAUAGCAUUGGCAUCUGCUGUGGGCGUUUCUGUGGCGCUGAUCUCAUUAACCGUGGUGGUCAUGAUCAGUAAAAACAUGCAUCGUGUGGACACUGAAAAUCUCACAGAGGAUAAACAGCGUUCGCCAGAAGGUGAUUUACCAGCAAGCGAGACUUUGUUCAGGGAGUCAACUUCAGAAACAUUUCUUCUCAAGAGUGCAAAAAUGUCAGACAUUCCGAUGGUUGUAUUUAAGCAGCAGGAGGAGCCAGAGGAGGUGUAUGAAAGCAGCCACCCCUCCAUCGUGCCCCUGAAAGAAGCCGCACAGACCACAGAGGAACCCGGAAAAAUCGACUACAUUACGGUGCAUUAUUCACGCAUGCCCAGUAUGGACCAGGUGAAGGUCACAAACAUAUCUCCAGAUGGUGAGAAGAAACUCAAAGAUGACCCCAGCGUUGUUUAUACUGUUCUCGCCAAGCAGCCAAAACAUGGGAGAGAAUAAUCUGGAAUUUGAAACAUGGAUUCUGAUCAAAUACGUGAUAGCCAGUGACAGUAAUUUCUACAUGGAUUUUUAAACCUAAAGCAUUUAUGGACCAUUAACAUUAUGUAGCUUGCACGAUUUGACACUAGAGAAUAUGGGGUCGUCUUGAGCCAAAAUGCAUUCGAUUUGUAAAUUGUCCCCGGUGUUUAUUCCAAAUGCAAUUGUUCAGAUUAGAGAUAAAGUUA
Messenger RNA from Triplophysa rosa, 2438 nucleotides. RefSeq names its product B-cell receptor CD22. The transcript is spliced from 13 exons. The record is from RefSeq and is a predicted model, not a curated record. Bases 67 to 2214 code for a protein of 715 amino acids. Lineage: Eukaryota; Metazoa; Chordata; Actinopteri; Cypriniformes; Nemacheilidae.